Dendrobium catenatum is the source of this 1096-nucleotide messenger RNA. RefSeq lists its product as uncharacterized. Lineage: Eukaryota; Viridiplantae; Streptophyta; Magnoliopsida; Asparagales; Orchidaceae. The record is from RefSeq and is a predicted model, not a curated record. The transcript is spliced from 3 exons. Bases 105 to 1076 code for a protein of 323 amino acids.
UUCAAAUUUCUCGGUAAAUCCCCUAAAAAUGCUCCUUCAUGUAGCCCUUUUCCGCUGCUAAAACCUCCGGUAGCAUACUCGGAAAUAGAUCACCGCAUCCAUCAAUGGGGUUCUACGACGUGAUUCCGCUCUUCGUGGACACCAACCUUGGCACGCAUUUCGCUUUGUCUGUCUCUCAGGACAUUACAGCAGGCGAUCUCAAAGGUAAAAUUAUAAUGGAACAUUUCUCCUGUUUCCCAAAUCUUGGCAAAAUCAAGGUUCAUGGAUUGAUGGUGAAAAAGAAAUCCUUCUUUUAUCAUCUCUCAGAUUCAAUGGCGAUCAAGCAUGUAUUUAAAGAACUAUCACGAACAUGGCUUCUUCACCUCAAUGCCUCUUCGAUGCAAAAUGCCCUAGAGGAAAUAUCCUCAUCAUUGUCUAAUUCUUCACCCCAUGGUGAUAAUCAAACCAAAAAACCUGUUAGGAUUGAUUGUUUCCAAGCAUUCCAGAAUGAUAUAAGUACAGUUUCAGAGCAUCCAAUGGAAGGCAAAGUGCAUGAGAGUUUAUCAAGUCUGGAGAAUUCUAGGAAGAAGAGUAAUCAGACAAUCUCUGUCACUGGAAUCAUCUCUAGAUUCUUUUCUGAAUUAGAUGAGGUAGAUUCAUUUUAUUGUCAGCAUAAACACAUUCAUGAAACUGUACAUGUGUGUACUGAUGAACUGAGGGAUUCCAAUAUUAGAACCUUGGCAUCUCAACCAGAUCAUAUUAGCAAUAGAAAAACAGUUGAAUUUGACACAGACACACAGUGUUCCUUCGCAAAAAAGCAGGAAAAAAACGUAGCUGUAAGAGCUAAAGUUGCUUCGAAGGUGAAGAUGCAACAGCUUGGAUCAAAAAAGCUGGUAAACAAGAAAUCGUCACUCUGCACACCUCACAAGUCAUGCAAGUAUCAGGUUGGAAAGAGGCUAGUCCAAGCAGCAAACAGUAUACAAAUUUCAAGAAAAAGGAAGAAAUCAACAACCAAGUUUCUGUCAAAGUGCAAAAGUUCUGAUUCUGCUGUAUUUGUUAGAAGAAUUGCAUAUGAUGUAGACGAUUUUAUUGACUAAAUGAAAAUGAAUUUAUUUCU